This is a messenger RNA of Klebsormidium nitens, 1400 nucleotides long. The record is from the annotation of a GenBank genome assembly. Lineage: Eukaryota; Viridiplantae; Streptophyta; Klebsormidiophyceae; Klebsormidiales; Klebsormidiaceae.
CACUGUCGUCAUGCAGGAUGCCUGGUGCCACGGUGCACAGCUGAGGCUGUGGGGUGUUUGGCUGUGUUUGCGGCAAACACAGCCAAACACAGGCAAACUUUGCUUGUCCAAGACUUGGACUGAGAGUCAGAGUCAGAGUCAGAGACACAGGAAGUACCUACCUUUUUUAGGUAUUUUCAGGAUCCAUCAUCCCAAAGGCAAACUCUAGUACGCUCUCAAACGUCUCUGGAGCGAAAAUGGCGCAAGCAAUGGCCACUGUCUCUCAGUUGGCACGGAUCCCCUGCAUUGCUGUGCAGAAGUUGAAUACAAGCACCACAUCUUCUUCUUUGCAUGCGGUUCCCCUGCGCUCAACCCAUGUACCAUCUCCUUCUACCACUUUGUCCUUCUCUUCUUCCAUCAGAUCUUUCCCCGCUUCCAGAGGCUUCAAGAAGCAAAGUUCUUCAAACAGAAAGCCCGUUGCCGUUGCUCAGGCCACAGAUUCGUCUAGGAGCGAAGCAGCACCCUCAGCCGCGAACGCUGAGUUGGAUGGCCUCUUUGAGGGCUUAUCAUCGACCGAUAAGAUGAUUCUAUCUUUGGCGGCCGCCAUCACUCCAAUGCUGCUAGCAGAGGAUGCAUCUGCCGACAUUCUGAAGGGCCGUAUUGCCUCGCUGACGCAUCCCGUGGUUAUGUUCCUGUUGCUGGCCACCACAUUGUGGACCGGUUACCUGGGGUGGCAGUGGCGGCGAGUGCGCACAAUCCAGGAUGACAUCAGCGAGUUGAAGAAGCAGCUGCCACCCAAGGGGGAGGACGGGAAGGUCCCAGCGUCCCCUGUAGAUGCGCAGAUUGCCGCCCUGACUGAGACUAGGAAAGAGUUGCUGAAGGGGGGCUUCCGGGACCGUCACUUCAACGUGUCGUCCCUUCUUCUGGGCGGCGGCACCACCUUUGCCAUUGCUGGGGCGUAUAACACAUUCCUGAGGACGGGCAAGCUGUUCCCAGGGCCCCAUCUUUAUGCAGGAGCAGUCAUUGUCAUUCUGUGGGCACUGGCAGCGGCACUGGUUCCGGCUAUGCAGAAAGGAAACGACACUGCAAGAAGCGUCCACAUUGGGCUGAACGCAGUCAACGUCGGCCUCUUCCUGUGGCAAGUGCCAACCGGUCUUGAGAUCGUUUGGAAAGUUUUGGAGUUCACGACCUUCCCGUAAGGCUGCCUGCUGAACACUAGGUUGAGUUGUGCAAGAAAGUUUUGAGUGUUGAGUUGACGAAUUCUAAUCGAUGGUUUAACAUGGAAGAUCGUGACCGAGAUUCAAUCAAAGACUUUGACUCAGUCGGAACCUUAAAUAAAGCUCGACUUGAUUUUAUCUAACUAUCACAUCACCGGAGAGCAAAGAUGCUAACUGAAUGUAAAGCGGCCUGCAAAUUAGGGG